UUUUUUUUUCCUCAAUUGUUGGUGUGUGUGUCUCACCAUUCAUUCCAACAUUCUGCACAUCAUCUGAAUCUGGGAUCAUUCUGGUGUCGAGGAUAUUCAACUCAUCUUGUUCAGUAUAUUUGAGCUGCUGAAAUCCACUCUCUUCCGUCACUUUCGCCAUCUCUCGCAUUUCUCGUAGAAAUGGAAGUCGUAAACCACCUGAACAACCUGCAGGACUAUGCCAGGACUCUAAAGGAUACCCGCUUGUCGUCUAUCAAGCACCCAGCAGAGUUCUUCAACUGGAGGCAAUUCUCUAGACCUAAGGACAUGCAGGAGUACAUGAAGCGAGCAGGGUACAACGUUAAAUACUUUUCCGCAAACUAUGCCCUGGUUGUCGCAUUGCUCGCAGUGUACUCCCUUCUCACGAAUAUGCUGCUAGUAGUGGCUUUGGGCUUCCUGAUAGGAGGCUUCCUCGCAAUCGGUCGAUACGUGCCAGAACCCCUCGAAUUCAGCGGCAAGGUCGUAACUCCCCAACAACUCUACAUCGGUCUAUUUGUCAUCGGUAUCCCUCUUCUCUGGUUCGCAGCUCCGCUUUCCACCUUCUUCUGGCUUGUGGGGUCCUCUGGCUGUGUUAUCGGGGCCCACGCCGGAUUGAUGGAACCAGGAGUCGAGGCCGAGUACGCCAGUGUGGAGACUGUAUAAGAUGACUCCUGCUCAAUAGAUGUUCGCGAGCAGCGGUCAAGAAUCGCACUGUUGCGUCGUUUACAUAGAUUUAUAGACGCUUCUGGCCUGUCAUGUAAACUGGCAUCUCCGUCCUAG
Messenger RNA from Kockovaella imperatae, 798 nucleotides. Its product is annotated as prenylated rab acceptor PRA1. Gene Ontology annotation, cellular component: Golgi apparatus. NCBI's taxonomy places the organism in Eukaryota, Fungi, Basidiomycota, Tremellomycetes, Tremellales, Cuniculitremaceae. The coding region runs from base 181 to 681 and encodes 166 amino acids. The transcript has 5 exons. The record is from RefSeq and is a predicted model, not a curated record.